This is a messenger RNA of Rotaria sordida, 1998 nucleotides long. The record is from the annotation of a GenBank genome assembly. NCBI's taxonomy places the organism in Eukaryota, Metazoa, Rotifera, Eurotatoria, Philodinida, Philodinidae.
AUGCAAAAACAUGGCAAUGCUAUUGAAAAGAAUAAAGAUGGUCAAAAUACAAAAGCACUUAUACGACAACUAGUUAGAGGUAAUUUAUUAACAUUUGAUGAUCCAGAUAAAUGUAUUGAUGAUAUAACUGAUCAACCACCAACAAAACGAGUAUUUCUUAUUAUUUCAAAUGCAUUUGGUCCUCAUAUUAUACCACUUAUACAUGAAUCACCGCAUAUACAAACGAUAUAUAUAUAUUGUGGUGAUCUAAAAAAAGCUGAAGCAUGGGCUAAGCCAUAUUCAAAAAUUUCUGGUAUAUUCACAAAAAAACAACCGUUAUCACGUAAAAUUUGUAAUGAUAUUAAUUUAUGUGAUAAAGAUGGAGAUUUACCCAUGAGUGUAUUUCAUCUUACAGAACGAGAAAAUACGUUACAACAGUUAACUCAAGAAAGUGUAACAUUUAUGUGGUAUAGAUUAAUAUUAAUUGUUCUUCGAUUAAUGGCAAAAUAUGGUAAUUCAAAAGAUGAAAUGAUUGCUGAAUCUCGAGCAAGUUAUUAUAAUAAUACAAAUGAACAAAUGAAAAUAAAUUAUUUUGAACAAUACUAUUUUCCAACAAGAGCAUUUUGGUGGUAUACAUAUGAUAGUUUUGUAUAUCGAUUAUUGAACAGAGCUUUACGAACACAAAAUACUGAAAUUAUAUUUAAAUUUCGAUUUUUUAUCAAUGAUCUUCAUAAUCAAAUCGAACAACUUUAUUAUCAAUAUUUAGACGAACAUUCUUCUAUUAUUGAUCAUCAUCAUUUAACAGUCUAUCGUGGUCAACGUUUAAAUAUGAUAGAACUUGAUCUACUUAAACGUAGCGUAAAUGGACUUAUUUCAAUGAAUAGUUUUUUAAGUACUACGAUGGAUCAAGCAGUAGCGAAAAUUUUUGCAGAUACAAGUGAUCAAUUGAAUGAACCAUCACCAUUACAAUCUGUUCUUUUUAAAAUUGACAUUUAUAAUAUGAAUAAAGAAAUGACACCAUUUGCAAUUCUUAGAAAUUCUUCGUGUUGCCAAGGUCAAGAUGACGAACAAGAAGUACUUUUUACAAUAGGUGCUAUUUUUAAAGUUCAAUCAGUUGAACAACAUAGUAAUAUGUGGCAUGUUCAUUUACAAUUAAGUAAAGAACAAAAUGAAAUUAGUCAAAAUCUUUCGAAAUAUAUGAUGAACCAAAUUAGUUCGGAACCAGAUCCAUUAUUAUUUGCUUGGUUUCUUUUUCGAAUGAAUAAAUUUGAGGAAGCUGAACGUUAUAUGAAAUUGAUACUUUCAAAACUUCCAUCGGAUGAUAAAGCAAUUGGAAAUGCUUAUAACUUACUUGGUCUCCUCUAUAAGGCUACUCAUCGUCUAGAAGAAUCUGUUGAAUGUUAUCAGAAAGCCCUUGAUAUUUAUACUCAAUUGAAUUAUCACAAUAGUUCACAAAUUAUUGCUACUCAUUAUAAUCUUGGUUUGGUUUAUUUGACAUUAGGAGAUAGUCGAAGUGCAGAAGAACAACAAAUACAAGCUGAAGAAAAAUUAUCUAAAUCGCCACAAAUACAGGAUUCAUUACUUAGAGCUCAAGUAGAAGGUCUCAAAGCAAAAAUUCAAACAGAAUAUGGUGAUAAUACAAAUGCUUUGAAAAGUCUUGAAAAAGUUUUAAAGGAUAAAGAGCAGCGAUUACCACCGAUUCAUUCUUCGAUAGCUUCAACAUUGAAUGAUAUAGGUAUUGUACAUGAAAAUAUGAACAAUAAUGUAAAAGCAUUUGAAUAUUUUAAAAAAGCAUUAGAAAUUGGGAAGAAAAGUUUACCACCUGAUCAUUUGGAUUUAGUUGAUUAUUAUACAAAUAUUGGUCGUAUUUAUGAUAAACAAAAACAAUUUCAACUUGCUUUGGGACAAUUUCAAUUAGCAUUACAAAUUAUGGACGAUUAUCCACGGGAUGAUAUUGAUAGGAUUUUCAAACUAAAUACAUAUAUCACUGACAUGACAAAAAAAUUGCGUCAAUCAUAA